AGUGACACCAUCGCCUGAUGAACAGACACAAGGCACUUCGAUCGAAACAUCAUGUCGGAGGAGAACCCUACCCUUGCUCCUCAGGAGUACACGAGGGACAUGUUUCGCUUCACCGAUGAGGAGAGAACCGCCCGGUGGCAUAAUUAUCAAGGCAGCGGUCGUGUCGUCAGCAUUGCAGAUGACCAGGGCGUUGUGCGUGAUUACCAUGUUAAUCCGUUAACGGAAGAACUUGCUACAUUCUAUGCCUUCAGCCAACAAUUUGACGAGCUUGCAAAGUUUCCGCCUUAUUUGACAGAAACCGGUCCCAACCUCGGGGACCUAGGCGUAAGAGCAGGCGUUAUGGGAGCGAUACGCCAUCCAGGUCGGACUUGCAUCGUCUAUCUAGAUGAGGCGGGAGUCCCUCGUUUCAUCUUGGUCCCACAUCAGGAAGAGAUCGCUGCUUGGAAUCAUGUUUUGGAAAUGGAAUGGGCUGCACUCGAAAGAUAUGAGGUGCUUGACGUGACCCCUGCUGUGUCACAGUGGGCCACCAGACAGAGUGGCUGACUCUUGUCGGAGAGCAGCCAUCAUACACUAUGGAAACUCUCGAAUCAACGGCAGGUCAAUGUCGGCUUCGACAAAAAUAAUGAUAUGCUCGCGCUUGUCAGGAGGAAUGUGGAGUUCGAACAAUUUAGUAGACGUGAAGUCAGGCAGUGUAAAGCCUUCGUCCGCGAACAACGAAUAGGCUGACGUU
Messenger RNA from Dissoconium aciculare CBS 342.82, 730 nucleotides. RefSeq lists its product as uncharacterized. Lineage: Eukaryota; Fungi; Ascomycota; Dothideomycetes; Mycosphaerellales; Dissoconiaceae. The coding region runs from base 52 to 543 and encodes 163 amino acids. The transcript has 2 exons. The record is from RefSeq and is a predicted model, not a curated record.